Messenger RNA from Capronia coronata CBS 617.96, 1137 nucleotides. RefSeq lists its product as uncharacterized. Lineage: Eukaryota; Fungi; Ascomycota; Eurotiomycetes; Chaetothyriales; Herpotrichiellaceae. The record is from RefSeq and is a predicted model, not a curated record. The transcript has 2 exons. Gene Ontology annotation, molecular function: methyltransferase activity. Bases 1 to 1137 code for a protein of 378 amino acids.
AUGGCGUCCCACAAUGGACCUUCUUCUACCGCUCUCCCUUCGUCCAGUGCCGCUGGCGCUGAGUCGGCCGCUGCUCCAGAGACUGGCACCAGCAACAGUACUCUUCCGGCCCAUGUCGAUUUGGCCAUUGGGGGGGAGGAUGACCUAGACUCGGCGUAUGGCGGGAGUGAAGGGAGUGAAGGGAGUGGCAUGUCCGCCUCUCUCGCCUCUACGGUAUCUGACUAUGUCUACGAGAAUGGAAGGAGGUACCAUCGAUACCGAGAAGGCGCCUACGCAUUGCCCAACGACGAACAGGAACAAGAGCGGUUGGACAUGUUGCAUCACAUCUUCCGACUGAUCCUCAAAGGAGCCCUGUACAAAUCACCCGUCUCGUCGGCACACCAUGUCCUCGACAUAGGCACGGGCACCGGUUUAUGGGCCCUCGACUUUGCCGACGAGCAUCCUUCUGCCGAGGUGCUGGGUACCGAUCUGAGCCCCAUCCAACCGACCUGGACGGCGCCCAACUGUCGAUUCAUGGUCGACGACGCAGAGAGCGAGUGGGCCUACCCGCCGUCACGGCCAUUCGACUACAUCCACCAGCGCAACAUGGUCGGCAGCAUCUCGGACUGGGAGGCGCUGUUCAGACAGGCUUACCGAAAUCUCGCUCCUGGCGGCUGGUUCGAGGCCCAGGAAUUCGAUGUCUGGUUCCACAGCCAGGGCUCGCCCCUGCCAGAAGACAAUCCCGUUGUCGAGUGGGCCAGGCUGCUGGACGAAGCGAGCCAGCAGUUUGGCAAGAGGUUAAACUGUGUUGCGGAGAUGAAGGAGGCGUUUGAGAAGGUCGGCUUUGUGGACGUGGCUCACGACAUCUUCAAGGUGCCGAUCGGGAAGUGGCCCAAAGCGAAAGAGGCGAAGGAACUGGGCAUGUAUCUUCAAGCUCAGAUGUUCGAUUCCGUCGAGGCAGUGUCGAUGGCCUAUUUUACACGCGUCUUGGAGUGGAGUAAGGAGCAGACGCUGGUCUUCACGUCGCAGGUCCGCAAGGAAUUCGCCGACGAUCGUAAACAGCUUUAUGUUUAUUGUCAUUUCUUGAGAGGGAGAAAACCGGAGCAGGACCAGCGACCGGAACAGAGACAGGAGCAGGAGCAGGCGACCGAAGGUUGA